GGGGCAGUGGGAGCAGGGGAGGUGGCUCCUGCCUCAGGGAGGCUCUGAGGGUCCCUGUCUGAAGAGGAAGGGGACGGAGCUUGGAGCAGGAGCCCUGGAAUGCAGCCCCCUUCACUGCUGCUGCUGCUGCUGCUGUUGCCACCGUGCUUCUCAAUUAACAAGACCAGAGGGCUGCUGUGCGAGAGUUUCCUAGAAGCCUGUGCAAAUGGAGGCACUUGCCUGACCCUGUCUCCGGGGCAAGAGGCCUGCCAGUGUGCCCCUGGCUUCUUUGGUGAGACGUGCCAGUUCCCUGACCCCUGCCAGGAUGCCCAGCUAUGCCAGAAUGGGGGCAGCUGCCAAGUCCAGCUCCCUGCCCCUCCAGUCUCCCCUAGCCCACCCUCUCCCUUGGCCCCCAGCUUCUUCUGCACCUGCCCUCCUGGCUUCCUUGGCGAGAUGUGCCAGUUCCCUGACCCCUGCCAGGAUACCCAGCUAUGCCAGAAUGGGGGCAGCUGCCAAGUCCAGCUCCCUGCCACCCCAGCCUCCCCUAGCCUGCCCUCUCCCUUGGCCCCCAGCUUCUUCUGCACCUGCCCUCCUGGCUUCACUGGCGAGAGGUGCCAGGCCCGACUUGGGGACCCCUGUUUUCCCUCCUUCUGUCAAAAAAGGGGCCGCUGCCACAUUCAGGCCUCAGGCCACCCAAGGUGCCACUGCAUGUCUGGAUGGACAGGCGAGUGGUGCCAGCUGCGGGACUUCUGUUCAGCCAAACCCUGUGCCAAUAGAGGGGUGUGUCUGGCCACUCACCCCCAGAUCCAGUGUGACUGCCCUCCUGGCUUCACGGGCUAUGCCUGUGAACACGAUAUCAACGAGUGCUUCCUGGACGCCGGACCUUGCCCCAAGGGCACCUCGUGCCAUAACACCCUGGGCUCCUUCCAGUGUCUCUGCUCCGCUGCGCAUGAGGGUCCACCCUGUGGGCUCCAAGCAGGACCUUGUCCCCCCAGCGGCUGUCUCAAUGGGGGAACCUGUCAGCUGGUCCCAGGGGGAGACUCCACCUUCCACCUCUGCCUCUGUCCCCCAGGUUUCACAGGCCCAGAGUGUGAGGUGAAUCCAGAUGACUGUAUUGGGCACGAGUGUCAGAAUGGGGGUACUUGCCAGGAUGGGUUAAGUAACUACACCUGCCUCUGCCCAGAGACCUGGACAGGCUGGGAUUGCUCUGAGGACGUGGACGAAUGUGAGGCCCAGGGUCCCCCUCACUGCAAAAAUGGGGGCACCUGCCAGAACUCACCUGGUAGCUUCCACUGCGUGUGUGUGAGUGGCUGGGGAGGCACAGGCUGCGAGGAAAACCUGGACGACUGUGUCACUGCCACCUGUGCCCCAGGAUCUACCUGCAUUGACCGUGUGGGCUCCUUCUCCUGCCUCUGCCCACCUGGCCGCACAGGCCUCCUGUGCCACCUGGAGGACAUGUGUCUGAGUCAGCCGUGCCACAGAGAAGCCCAGUGCAGCACCAACCCCCUGAAGGGCUCCACCCUCUGCCUGUGUCAGCCAGGCUACUCUGGGCCCACCUGCCACCAGGACCUGGAUGAGUGUGAAAUGGCCCAGCAAGGCCCCAGUCCCUGUGAACAUGGCGGCUCCUGCCACAACACCCCUGGCUCUUUCGACUGCGUCUGUACCCCUGGUUACACGGGUUCCCGCUGUGAAGCUGAUCACAACGAGUGUCUGUCCCAACCCUGCCACCCAGGCAGCACCUGCCUGGACCUGCUUGCCACCUUCCACUGCCUCUGCCCACCAGGCUUGGAAGGGCAGCUCUGUGAGGUGGAGACGGAUGAGUGUGCCUCGGCUCCUUGCCUGAACCAUGCUGACUGCCAUGACCUGCGCAACGGCUUCCUGUGUGUCUGCCAGCCUGGAUUCACUGGCACGCGAUGUGAGGAAGACAUCGAUGAGUGUGGAAGCUCUCCCUGCGCCAAUGGUGGACAGUGCCAGGACCAGCCUGGAGCCUUCCGUUGCAAGUGUCUCCCAGGCUUUGAAGGCCCCCGCUGUGAGACAGAGGUGGAUGAGUGUCUGAGUGGCCCAUGCCCUACUGGCGCCAGCUGCCUUGAUCUCCCGGGAGCCUUCUCUUGCCUCUGCCCCUCUGGCCUCACAGGCCAGUUUUGUGAGGCCCCUCUAUGUGCCCCCAACCUGUGCCAGCACAAGCAAGAAUGCCAGGAUCAGGAGGACAAAGCUCACUGCCUCUGCCCCGAUGGAAGUCCUGGCUGUGCCCCCACUGAGGACAACUGCACUUGCCACCAUGGGCACUGCCAGAGGUCCUUAUGUGUGUGUGACAUGGGCUGGACAGGGCCAGAGUGUGAGGCAGAGCUGGGGGGCUGCAUCUCCAUGCCCUGCGCCCAUGGGGGGACCUGUUCCCCCCAGCCCUCUGGCUACAACUGCACCUGCCCUGGAGGCUACACAGGGCCCACCUGCAGUGAGGAGGUAACAGCAUGUCACUCAGGACCCUGUCUCAAUGGUGGCUCCUGCAAUCCCAGCCCUGGGGGCUACUCCUGCACCUGCCCACCAAGCCACACGGGGCUCCGCUGCCAGACCAACACUGACCACUGUGCCUCUGCCCCGUGCCUCAAUGGAGGUACCUGUGUGAACAGGCCUGGCACUGCCUCCUGCCUCUGCGCCAUGGGCUUCCAGGGCCCACGGUGUGAAGAAAGGAUACGCCCCAGCUGUACAGACAGCCCCUGUAGGAACAGGGCAACCUGCCAAGAUGGCCCUCAGGGUCCCCGCUGCCUCUGUCCCGCUGGCUACACAGGAGAUAGCUGCCAGGCCCUGGUGGACUUAUGUGCCCAGAAGCCCUGUCCACACAACGCCCGCUGCCUCCAGACUGGACCCGCCUUCCAGUGCCUGUGCCUCCAAGGAUGGACUGGGCCUCUCUGUGACCUUCAACUAUCCUCCUGCCAGAGGGCCGCUCUGAGCCAAGGCACAGAUGUCUCCUCCCUGUGCCACAAUGGAGGCCUCUGCAUCGAUAGCGGCCCCUCCUAUUUCUGCCACUGUCCCCCUGGAUUCCAAGGCAGCUUAUGCCAGGACAGGGUGAGCCCAUGUGAGUCCAGGCCCUGCCAGCACGGGGCCACCUGCGUGGCCCAGCCCAACGGGUAUCUCUGCCAGUGCGCCCCAGGCUACAGUGGACAGAACUGCUCAGAGGAACCCGAUGCAUGUCAAUCCCAGCCCUGUUACAACCAUGGGACCUGCACCCCCAAACCUGGAGGCUUCCACUGCUCUUGCCCUCCUGGCUUUGUGGGCUUGCGCUGUGAGGGGGACGUGGACGAGUGUCUGGACCGGCCCUGCCACCCCAGGGGCACUGCAGCCUGCCACCCUCUGGCCAAUGCCUUCUACUGCCAGUGUCUGCCUGGACAUACAGGCCAGUGGUGUGAAGUAGAGAUAGACCCCUGCCAGAGCCAGCCCUGUUCCCAUGGAGGGUCCUGUGAGGCCACAGCAGGACCACCCCCAGGUUUCACUUGCCACUGCCCCACGGGUUUUGAAGGCCCCACCUGCAGCCACAGAGCCCCCUUCUGUGGCCUCCAUCACUGCCACCAUGGAGGCCUGUGUCUGCCCUCCCCUAAGCCUGGCUUCCCACCCCGCUGUGCCUGCCUCAGUGGCUAUGGAGGUCCUGACUGCCUGACCCCUCCAUCUCCUCAAGGCUGUGGCCCCCCAUCCCCAUGCCUACACAAUGGCAGCUGCUCAGAGACACCCGGGUUGGGGGGCCCAGGCUUUCGAUGCUCCUGCCCUCCUGGCUCUCCAGGGCCCCGGUGUCAGAGGCCAGGAGCCAAAGGGUGUGAGGGCAGAGGUGGGGAUGGAGCCUGUGAUGCUGGCUGCAGUGGCCCAGGGGGAAACUGGGACGGGGGGGACUGCUCCCUGGGAAUCCCGGACCCCUGGAAGGGCUGCCCCUCCCACUCCCGGUGCUGGCUGCUCUUCCGAGAUGGGCAGUGCCACCCGCAGUGUGACUCUGAAGAGUGUCUGUUUGAUGGCUACGACUGUGAGACCCCUCCAGCCUGCAGCCCAGCCUAUGACCAGUACUGCCACGAUCAUUUCCACAAUGGGCACUGUGAGAAAGGCUGCAACACUGCCGAGUGUGGCUGGGACGGGGGCGACUGCAGGCCUGAAGCUGGGGACUCGCAGUGGGGGCCCUCCCUGGCCCUGCUGGUGGUGCUGAACCCCCAGGCCCUGGACCAGCAGCUGCUUGCCCUGGCCCGGGUGCUAUCCCUGAUCCUGAGGGUGGGGCUCUGGGUGAGGAAGGACAGUGAUGGCAUGGACAUGGUAUACCCCUAUCCUGGGCCCCAAGCUGAAGAGGAGCUGGGAGGAACCCGGGACCCCUCUCAGCAGGAGGCAGUAGCCCCUCCAACACUUCCCCUGGGCAAGCAGACAGAUUCUCUCAGCACUGGGUUCGUGGUGGUGAUGGGUGUGGAUUUGUCCCGCUGUGGCCCUGAGCACCCUGCAUCCCGAUGUCCCUGGGACCCUGGGCUCCUGCUCCGCUUCCUUGCCGCCAUGGCUGCGGUGGGGGCUCUGGAGCCCCUACUGCCUGGACCCCUCCUGGCUGCCCAUCCUCGUGCAGGCACCGUGGCCCCAGCCAACCAGCUCCCCUGGCCUGUGCUGUGCUCUCCUGUGGCUGGGGUGCUUCUCCUGGCCCUCGGGGCUCUUCUUGUCCUCCAGCUCAUCCGGCGUCGACGCCGAGAACAUGGGGCCCUCUGGCUGCCCCCUGGUUUCACACAACAGCCCCGAACUCAGAGAGCCCCCUGCCGACGCCGGCCCCCCCUGGGCGAGGACAGUAUUGGCCUCAAGACUCUGAAGCCAGAGGCAGAAGCUGAGGAUGGAGUUGUGAUGUGCUCAGGCUCCGAGGAGGGCGAGGAGGUGGGCCAGGCUGAAGAAAUGACCCCACCUUCCAAGUGCCAGCUCUGGACUCUGAGUGGAGACUGUGGAGAGAUCCCCCAGACAGCCAUGCUGACUCCCCCGCAGGAGUCUGAGAUGGAGACCCCUGAUGUGGACAUUUGUGGACCUGACGGAGUGACACCCUUGAUGUCAGCAGUUUGUUGUGGGGGAGUGGAGUCCAAGACCUUCCAAGGGGCAUGGUUGGGAGGCCCUGAGCCAUGGGAACCUCUGCUGGGUGGAGGGGCCUGUCCCCAGGCUCAUGCCGUGGGCACUGGGGAGACGCCCCUGCACCUAGCUGCCCGAUUCUGCCGGCCAACCGCUGCCCGUCGCCUACUUGAAGCUGGAGCCAAUCCCAACCAACCAGACCGGGCAGGUCGCACCCCCCUUCACGCUGCUGUGGCUGCUGAUGCUCGGGAGGUCUGCCAGCUCCUGCUCCGGAGCAGACAGACUGCAGUGGAUGCACGCACAGAAGACGGGACUACAUCCCUGAUGCUGGCCACCAGGCUAGCGGUGGAAGACCUCGUUGAAGAACUGAUUGCAGCCCGAGCAGACGUGGGGGCCAGAGACAAAUGGGGAAAAACCGCGCUGCACUGGGCCGCCGCCGUGAACAACGCCCGGGCCGCCCGCUCACUUCUGCAGGCCGGAGCCGAUAAAGACGCCCAGGACAGCAGGGAGCAGACGCCGCUGUUCCUGGCGGCACGAGAAGGGGCAGUGGAGGUAGCCCAGCUUCUGCUGGGGGUGGGGGCGGCCCGAGGGCUGCGGGACCAGGCCGGACUAGCGCCCGGGGAUAUCGCCCGCCAACGGAACCACUGGGAUCUGCUGACGCUCCUGGAAGGGGCGUGGCCACCGGAGGCGCGUCACAAAGCCACGCCGGGCCGCGGAGGGGGCGCCUUCUCCUGCGCGCGGAUCGCGUCUGGCAGCGUGCCCCCGCGUGGAGGCGGGGCUCUGCCGCGCACUCGGACGCAGUCUGCGGGAGCAGGCCCUCGACGGGGCGGGGCUUGUCUGCAAGCCAGGACUUUGUCCGUUGAUUUGGCCGAUCCCUGUGGCGGGGCCUAUUCACACUGCCGGAGCCUAUCGGGAGGAGGAGCGGGAGGAGGAGCAGGAGGAGUCCCGGCCCCCCGCGGUCGUAGAUUUUCCGCAGGCGCGCGCGGGCCUCGGCCCAGCCCUGCGAUAAUACGGGGAAGAUCCGGGGUCGCGGCCCGGCGCGGGGGUGGGCCCUCGGCGGCUGACUGGCCCUGUGAUUGGGUCGCUCUGAGAGCCCGCGGUCCCGCCCCCAGCACUACGAUCCCGCCUCCUUGCCUUACUCCGUCCCCGGAACGGGUAUCUCCUCAAGCUGCUUGGGGUCCCCAAGCCCUUAAUUCCGGGGGCGAGGGCCAAAAAUAGAAGGUUAUAUGGGUGGAGGGGAAACGUCUUAAAAUGAGUACCCCUUAAAUGACAGGCAAUCUGGAAGGCCCUACAAUUUUGACGUUCUGGAGCCCCAGAAGUGAGGUCAUAAGUUUAGUUUCCCUCCCAAAAUGAGUGUGUGCUCACAAGAAUGGGUACCGUCUUCCACGUGGAGAAGCCGCAGCUCUGGAAAGAGGAUUUAGGGUGCUGGGAUGAGGCAGUCCUAGCCCUUCUCCCAGAAAAAUAAGGGUGAGGGGCCACAGGAGGGCAGAAGGGAAUGGGAGAAGUCCUCUAAACUGGAACCAAGAACUGCAGGCUGACGAAUGUAAGAAGUUCUUUCCUAUAUAUGGUUCCCAGAGGAAGCUUCUAUCAUGCCUUCUGUCACUGCCUACAAAUGGCUGACGCCUACUGUGUGCCAGGCACUGUAGGUGCCAAAGGGGGGCCCAAGGGCAACUCCAGCUGAUGACCUCUUGCAUUUUCCCCAUCUCCCCCCCAGAAAAGAAACUCCAGCACGGGGAAGCCAUCACUGUCUCUAUUUGAGACCCCUCAAGUCUGUCACCCCACAAUAAAGCUGAUUUGAAGUGUGACUUUUUUUUUUGGAGGGGUUGGGAGCAAAAGGAGAAAAAACAUGAGAAUGACUGGAAUUUUUGUGCCCUAUGUUCAACAUUUGGAUGAGGGCUUUGAGUAUGGUUAAAGAGCAAGAAUAGGUUUGGGAUCCCAAUCUAAUUUACUCAUAUAGGGUCGCUGAAAGGGUCUAGUAGCCCAGGGAGAACCCACAUACACACUAGGACCCGCCCACUCUUUGUCCUUCACCCAAAGGCAUUUAGUGAUGACCACAUAGGAGAUGCCUAAGGCCGCAAGUUAAAUAAAGGGAGAUGGAGAGGGCAUCUUAAGGGAAACUUUAUCCACCUUUCAGCAACGUGGUUACACCUCUAAUAGUGAUGGGCCUAAGACACAGAGGUGUAAAGUGUUUGAAAGUUAAAAAUAGCUAUCAUUUACCAAGCAUUCACUUUGUGCCAAGUGUUUUAUCAUAUUUAAUCCUCACAUCAACUCUAUGAGCUAUGGGCUAUUAAAACCCCCAUUUUCUUCUUUUAGGAACAGGCACAGAGAGGUGUAUUUGCCCAAGAUUGCACAGCAUUAAGUGGUAGAACCAGAUCUUCAUGCUCUAAGUCAGUCAGUGUAAGCCCCCAAUGUGGCAGGUUGCCAUUUAAAAAAAAAAAAAUUGCCAUCUAGUCAAUUCCGACUCAUAGCGACCCUAUAGUACAGAGUAGAACCACUCCAUAGGGUUCCCAAGGAGGAUUCGAACUGCCAACCUUUUGGUUAGCAGCCAAGCUCUUAACCACUGUGCCACCAGGGCUCCAUUUAGAGGCCUCAAAUGUCUCUACCUGUCCUGCUGCUGCCUUGGUGACAGCCACCUUGACCAGCAUUAAUCAAGGAGAGAGCAGGGAGGUGGUCUGCUCCCUUUUCCAUUUCUAUAUCCCUCGUUUAUGACCGGAGGAAAGUUCCCCUGCCCCUUGUCUGCACUAAACUAUGAUUUGCCUGAGUGAACUUCAUUCCAUUUUCUCAUUUGGUGCACGUCUUGUCCCCUGUAAACACCUUAAGGUCAGGGAUAAUUGUUCAACACAUUUAUUAGAUACUCAGUAAAUACACAAUAUUUACUGUAUAUUUAGCAUGUGUUGGAGCCGGUGCUGGGGGUAUAGGUGUAUAAGCUUGAGGGCAGAACAUUCCUGGGUCUGUGUACUCUGCUUCUCACUGGGACACCGCACCUUCUAGUCCCAAUAGGUCUGCGGAUGUGUGGGGAGGGCCAAAUCCUAUGUCAGGGUCUAUCUUGGAGAAGAAACGGACCUGGGCGGGGGAGGGGCUGGGGGGUU
Molecule: messenger RNA, 8129 nt
Organism: Loxodonta africana (African savanna elephant)
Lineage: Eukaryota; Metazoa; Chordata; Mammalia; Proboscidea; Elephantidae
Gene: NOTCH4
Product: notch receptor 4
Exons: 30
Coding region: 100-6258 (2052 amino acids)
Biological process (GO): regulation of DNA-templated transcription; Notch signaling pathway; cell differentiation
Cellular component (GO): membrane
Molecular function (GO): signaling receptor activity; protein binding; calcium ion binding
Source: RefSeq, a predicted model, not a curated record